CAUUAUUAUUUAUUAGAAUGAAAUGCCAGCUAAGUCCGCACCGCUCCCUCCUUCGCGAGUGCAAUUAAUUAGUGCUUAGUUGAAUGGGCAGGGGGAGUGGAUUUGGGAUCGAGUCGAGUCGUCUUGCGAAGGGAGGAAACGGAUCAGAUCAGAACAGAACAGAACAAUACUGGAAUCAGAGAGCCGAGCUCCAAGGCAUUAUUGUUUUCGAAACUAAAACGGCCUGCUCUAAAUGCGGAAGGGUACCUGUGAAGAGGCAAAACCCACGCCGCCGACGAUUGCGGCGUAAGCUCAUUAAUAAAACCAACAACAACCACAAAUCGGACGACAGCAGGAACAGCAACAGCUACAACAGCAACACCGGCGACAGCAGCAACAUCAGCUGCGAUCGCCAAGAUCAGGCGGAUGCCGAGCUGGAGUCUCUCAGCCAGUCAGUCGAUUGCUGAGUCUCCGUUCGGUCGGUCG
Drosophila suzukii is the source of this 465-nucleotide messenger RNA. NCBI's taxonomy places the organism in Eukaryota, Metazoa, Arthropoda, Insecta, Diptera, Drosophilidae. The record is from RefSeq and is a predicted model, not a curated record.